CGCACAACCACAAACCGCCACCAGUUUCAGAUCUACUAACAACACCUCAUCCUCUUCAUCCUCUUCCAAAUCCACCAACACCUCAUUUUUUUUCCGCUUCUACCAUUCUACAUCACCACCAACAGGUUACGAUGUUCAGAUCUAAAUUCAAUACUAGAUCCUCCAUCCCCUCCUCUUCCCCCCUUCAUCACCAGCAUCAACACCUUCUCCUCCUUCUUCCGUACCUCUAGCAAACCCACAACCAUCUACACCAACACCUCCUUGUUUUUUUCUUCCCUCAACCCCACCAACAACACCUCCUCUUCUUCGUUCUUUUCCUCCACCACCACAAGCAAUAAGUUGAAUUAAUUGAUGAUAAUACGAUUUAAUCUGAGAGUGAAACGAAAUGCUUCAUGUAUUUGAUUAUUAUUCACAAACUCAAUUAGCGAAACCGAGGUGGCGAUGGUGGCGAAUUGAUCUCAUGGUGGAAAUGAACCAUUGACGGGGAUUCAAUUUCAUCUGUUUAUUGUGUUUGGAUAAACGAUGAAUUUUAAUGGUAAUUCGAAGUUCGCAGAAAUUUGAACAGAAUCCAUUCUUUGAAAAUGUUGAACUCUCAAGAGAAUUCUCCUUCUCCCACAAAGGAACCAUUGACAUAAGUUUCACCGAGAUCAAGUGGAAGGACAAGAUUUAUGUCGAAAAAACCAAUCUUGUUGGUGUUUCAGAUAAAUGGGUCGUGGAGUCAGUUAUGGAGGAGGUCAAAGUUCUUUGGGAUAUCUCUUUGUUGCUCCCGAGGAACCAAAACCAUCUGUGACUGCUUCAACUGCUGCUGCUGCUACUCAGACCCCCCAGUUCAAAAUAUACCUGCAGUUAACAAGUUUCCCCCUUCUCCCCCAGUGUAUAAAGAUAAGUUGGGUCCAUCAGGAGUAGUGCAAGGUCCUCUAGAAAAUAAAUACUAUCGCGCUAAUGGCCAAAACAUUUCAUCCGUUGGUGUUUCGAAGCUUUGUGAAAUAGCAUUUAGGCAUGCCAUGUCAAUCAUGACAUUUGAAUGCUGUCUUUCUAUCAAUGAACAUGUAUAAUACCUCUUAUAAUUUUUCUUGCAAUUAAAUCCUCACGAAACCAAUUAUGGUUUCGUAUUAUUUUAUGA
Messenger RNA from Papaver somniferum (opium poppy), 1123 nucleotides. RefSeq names its product NAP1-related protein 2-like. The record is from RefSeq and is a predicted model, not a curated record. Lineage: Eukaryota; Viridiplantae; Streptophyta; Magnoliopsida; Ranunculales; Papaveraceae. The transcript has 3 exons. The coding region runs from base 533 to 790 and encodes 85 amino acids.